AUGAAAACACUAAUGUGUGCCGAUGAUAUGGCCUGGGAAUUUGCCGAGAAAAUAUCCCACAACUGGCUGCUUCAAUUCCUGAAACUUGACAUCAAGAAACCGAUCGCGAUGUUCAUCCUCCAGCGCCAAAGAGGUGAUAGUCCCGAGUUUGCCAUACUCGAAAAAGGUUCCUAUAACAUCUCUUUACGGAUGAAGUACGAAAACUAUGCUGUUGUCAUACGGCUAUGCCAGCCCGGUGCGGUAUUUUUCCCUGAGGAAAAAGUCGCGAACGAAGUUGCCAUGAUGCGAUUUCUCACAGACCAGACAUCGAUACCUGUUCCAUUCAUUCUUGAUUCGGGCACGAAGAAGGAAAGCCCCCUUGAACUGAGCCCAUUUAUCAUGAUGGAAUACAUCGAACACAAAACAAAUAUGUACGACGCUCUCAAUACCCCUGGAUGCCCGAAAAAGGAACGUGGAAUUCUGGAUCCAAACAUCGACGAUAAUACGCUUGAGUCUUUAUAUGGUCAGCUAGCGGGUGUUCUACUUCAGCUGUCAAAGAUUUCUUUUCCUCGUAUAGGAUCUCUCACCCAGGUCGAUGACUUCACCUGGGAAGUAUCGCGCCGACCCUUAUCAAUGAACAUGAAUGAACUGGUACGACUGGGAAGCCUACCGCGAUCUAAACUUCCCGACACCAUAUUCAGUACAACUUCUUGUUAUUUUGAAGCCCUUGCGGACCUAAACAUUGAACACCUGGUGCACCAGAGGAACGAUGCUGUGGAGUCAGCAGAUGACUGUCGACGAAAGUUUGUGGCGCGACAGCUUUUUCGUAAGCUCGCCAGAGAGAAGCGACUUUCUGAUUUACCAUUCGAACAAGGUCCUUUCAAAAUCUGGUGUGACGAUUUGCGACCGGGAAAUGUACUACUCCAUGAAAAUAUGCAAAUUGCUGGCGUGGUAGAUUGGGAGUUCACAUAUGCAGCACCAGUUGAGUUUUCCCACGCACCGCCUUGGUGGCUGCUCAUUGAAAAGCCCGAGCUUUGGCCAAAUGGCAUGGACAACUGGGAAAAUGUGUUUAAUCAUCGCUUGAAGACGUUUCUUAGGGCGAUGAAAAGCCGCGAGGACACGGAGAUUCAAAAAGGCCAAAUAAAAGAAAACCAACGCCUAUCUAGUUAUAUGCAGCGGAGCUGGGACAGCGGAAAUUUCUGGAUCGUAUACGCAGCGUUGAAUAGCUUUGCAUUUGACGCAAUCUACUGGAAGAAAAUUGAUCCCUUGUUUUUCGGGGCUGCUCAAAGUCCUGAGACAGCUUGGAAAGAGAGGCUCGGCCUACUAGGCGAGAAGGAAAUAGAGGAGAUGGAACAAUUGGUUGUUCGGAAGCUGGAAGAGAAAGAAACCAGGAUUCUGAAAUGGGACCCGGAUGAGUAUACUGUUGAAGCAAUAGCGCAAGCGGCUGAAGUGGUUAGAGCCCACUAG
Messenger RNA from Penicillium robsamsonii, 1446 nucleotides. RefSeq lists its product as uncharacterized. The transcript has a single exon. NCBI's taxonomy places the organism in Eukaryota, Fungi, Ascomycota, Eurotiomycetes, Eurotiales, Aspergillaceae. The record is from RefSeq and is a predicted model, not a curated record. Bases 1 to 1446 code for a protein of 481 amino acids.